AUGACGAUGUCCCACCAGCCCCGACGACUCAAAGACCGUGAGCCAGCAGUGGCGCCGCUGCAGACCCCGGAGCCGGCUCUCGUGGACCACAAGCAAGAUGCCGCCAAUUUUGCGGCUUACUUAGCUGGUAACAGCAAGAAGAGCGUUGUUGCUACAUCUCGAGUCGACCUCGGUCGCAUUGACACGAGCUCGGAUACGAUCGACCCUCUUCGAGUCGGCACCGCGUUCAACGCGCCGGGGGAGGUGGAUGUAUGCGCCGCACGGACUCGCGCGCCCGACUCAGCACGGUUCUCGUACUCCCCUCGCCGAACCUCUAACGGGUUCAACGACGACAAAGGAUGCUCUUGCAACGCCACCCCAUCUCUGAGCUGGUCACCUACAUCACAUUGUAGCUCCUCCAUCUUCUCGACCCCUUUUGAUUCUUGGACGCCCCCUCUGGCCAUGCCCACCGUCGCAACCGACCAGGCUGGCCGAGAUUCUCUCGCCCAACCGCAAGCGAACGGCAGUGGCUCCUCACCGCGAUCGACGGCAGCGCUGCCUUCCACGCCGUUGCAUGUCGACCCCCUCGACGUGAAUGCCACCUUGACUGAAGGCCGGGCCCCGACGUCACCAUUGUUGCGAACACCUUCUGGCUUUGAGUUUGUGGACCUUGGCGACCGAUCCUCAAUGGGUGACAGCCGCCCGCGAUGCUUGUGAGUGCCUCCCCAAGUUCAGGCGCCACGCUUUUGGAAGGGGCUCGAGCGACCCUUCUCCGCGCGCGCCCCUUUUCAUAUCGUCCGCGUGACCACGGCGCUUGGGAAAAUUGUUUGUGGGUUCAGCAAUGUGCUAACAUCGAUCCCUUUCCAAAAACGUUUUUGCAGUGAUUGGGAAGUCUACGGUCCCGACUCUCCUCAGUCCCUGAACUUGACGCACGCGAGCAAGCAAUGUUUCAAGCGGCGGCUCGGGCCCACCGAAGUAUCGUACUACCUUGGGAGUCGAGGAGAGGGCGUUGAGAGCGGUGUCAACGACAUGUACCUUCACAUCGGCUUCCGUGCCGAGUCGCAUCUAAUGGUCACCGAGCGGCUGCUCAACAUCUGGACCGAGAUGACCUUGCGACACCAGCUUCUUGCAAGUUCGGUCGAAUACCACGACGUGCACGAGAUCCGCUUCGUGUGAGCCCAAAUUACUGUCGGACAAAGAGUGCUUCAACUAAAUUUUUAGGUUCACAAACUAUCAUAAUGCAGUUACGAGCCCCCAACAAGUAUGGCCGAGGCCAGAAGGAAGGCGAAGUCGCUCAUGGAGCUCAGGACCAGACAAGAUCCCAAAGGUUGGUCAGAGUCUCUAUGCUUAUUCACUAUGCUCUGGAACUGACUUAAUUAUCAUGUCAAACUCAGCUCUCCUGGAUACCUACCUCAACGGGGAUCGCACGCUGUCGGAUGCGCGCCUGUCUUAUCUCAUCUUCAGCACGCCCGAUGCAUCCUUUGAUGCCGCGACCGAGCAAGAGUACGACAUGUACCUCUUCAGCACUCAUUUCCUCGGUGACGGCAUGGCUUUGCACACGACUGCAAACGAAAUUUUCACUUUGCUCGCCGACAACGCUGACGCCGCAGAGGGAGCUGCCGCGGUGAAGAAUCUCGAGGCGGUCUUGCGGGAGCAGGUGGUAAAACCUAUCUUCCCCGAGAUGGCGAGUGUCGUCGAAGAUACCGCCGACGAAGGGGCUGCGUCCUCAGCGUUCCCUGUCGAAAAGUUAGCUCAAGCCAUGGAGGCGAAGCUGGUCACACCGGAGGGAUGGGGUCGAAUGGCAUGGGCCGGAGCUCGGGUCGAAUACAACCAGAGUCAGGCCAAGUUGAUCGUGAGUUGAGAGCGUGGUGGCCUGAUGUCAGACGUGAUGAAAUCUCCUGACGCAGUCCACUCUUGCCUUGCAUUCUAUAGGGAGGUCACGCAUUCCCUCGCGCCAAGCUUGGAGAGCGCAAGACGCUCGUGUCGACCGUCGCUUACGAUACCGCCAAGACCAAGAAGAUCCUGAGCAACUGCAAGACCCACGGUACCACCAUUUCUCAUGCCGUCUUCUCUCUCUCAAAUCUGGCUUACAUUAGAUCGACGCCUCAACGCGACGUGGAGUUGCCCGUCAUGAUCUACUCGGCGCUCAACAUGCGAGGCAAUCUCACCAAGGCCGACGACGACUGGUAUCACAUCGCCAUCGGGUACUACAACAUUAUUCUGCCUUCGUUUUUGCCCUCCACCAUCUCGGUCGAGCGAACCUUCUGGCAUCGGAGCUCGGUCGUCCGCAAGCAGACUUCGGCCGUGGUCAAGGGCAGGUGGCUCGCCCCGCGCAGCAAGCUCAUGGCCCUCGAACGCGAGCGACGCAGCAUUGGCUUCGAGAGAGAGGACGAGCGGCGACGUCAGCAGAAGCUGGCAUUAGCAGAGUUGCCGAGCCAACUCCAAGGUCUCGGUAUCUCCUUCGAAGACGAUGCCACAGAGUCGAAGUUGGCGAGCAACCUGGCAAAGACACUCGGCCCUGUGGCCCCGGUUGUCACUCCUCAACUCGCCGAGUCGACGACUUCACCAAAAGCACCGAGCACGGCUUUAAUGGGCUUAUCGAUGCUCGGCAACCUCGACGCCAUUUAUGUGCACAAGGACUACCACGGCAUUCAAAUGCACACUCUCACAACUGGAUCGCGGCAACGAGCGGGGGCGAUUCUCCUUUUCGCAUACACUUUCGUCGGCAAGCUGUGGCUUUCGCUCGGCUACGACUCGAACGGCUUCCAGCAGGGUGUCAUCGAAUCGUGGUGGACCGAGAUGCAAAAGGGUGUCGAUGAGCUUCUUUUGCCGAGUAAUUGA
Molecule: messenger RNA, 2820 nt
Organism: Microbotryum saponariae
Lineage: Eukaryota; Fungi; Basidiomycota; Microbotryomycetes; Microbotryales; Microbotryaceae
Source: the annotation of a GenBank genome assembly